GAAGAGACGGAGGGAAGGCAGGAAGGUGGACGGCGUCGGAGGAGGCGGGCGCGGUCCGAGGCCAGAAGAAGGACCCUCGGGGGCUUCCGUCCUCCCUCAGAGUCGAGGCCGAGGCCGGAGGAGAAGGCUGAGUUCACGCGCUUCUUGUGGAUUUCAGUGGCUUCUCUGUGUCGCCUGACGUGGUGGUUGUGAGAGUGGUCCAGCCUUUCUGUGUCCUCAAAUAAUAUGCUCUGUCCAGGCCCUGCAGAGCACGAUGGAAAGCCGAACUGGGGUCCGACGUCCCCUCCGAGGGUCUUUCUAGCCUCUGGGUUUGCUGCCCUGGGAUUGAGGACUGUCCUGGAUGCGUGGGUCCACCCCGCUGCCUGAGGAUGAUGGUGCUGGAACGAGGAUCGAGAUAGAGACGGCUCCCUUCCUGGCAGGAAACGGCUAAGCGAAGCAUCCCUCCAUGGUUUCUGCGCUCUUCCAGAGUCUGCUCUCUUCCUACCUAUAUAAGAUUUACAAAGGAAUGUUUACAAAGAAAUUGGGGAACAGUACAAAGAGGAAAGAGAGCUGCCAGAGCAAAAAGGAGCCGCUAGAGGUCCCUCAGCCGGGCCCGACCAAGAGCCCCACGUUCUCCAAAACCCUAAAGAGCACCGUCCGGAAGAUCGCCAAGUGCUCCUCCGCCCGCAACCUCUCCACUGAAGAGGAGGCUGGCAGCCAGGAGUUCUCCCUCUCGCCCACCUUCAGCUACCGGGUGGCCAUCGCCAACGGCCUGCAGAGGAGCCUCUUCACCUCCCACAAGCAUGAGGACCUCCCCCCGGACCCCUCCUCCAACGAGAGCUCCUUCUCCGACUCGCUGAGUGAAGCCAGGAGUGCUGGCCGGGAGCCUUCGUCGCACACGAUGCCUGUGCGGCGCAACCGGAAGAGCCUGAGCAGCCUGGCCCCCUCGGACGGCAGCUCCGAUGGGGAGCGCACCCUGCACAGCCUGAAGCUGGGCGCGCUGAGGAAGCUGCGGAAAUGGAAGAAGAGCCAGGAGUGCGUCUCCUCCGACUCAGAGCUCAGCGCCUGGAAGAAGGCCUGGGGCCUGCGGAGCAAGUCCCUCGACCGGACCGCCCGCCCGCCCAAGGCCAGCCCCACCGAGCCCAGCUUCAGCUCCACAGGGUGCAUCAGCCAGACCCACGAUGUGAUGGAGAUGAUCUUCAAGGAGCUCCAGGGCAUCAGCCAGAUCGAGACGGAGCUCUCGGAGCUGCGGGGCCACGUCAAUGCCCUCAAGCAGUCCAUUGACGAGAUCUCCAGCAGCGUGGAGGUGGUCCAAAGUGAGAUCGAGCAGCUGCGGACCGGGUUCGUGCAGUCGCGGCGGGAGACACGGGACAUCCACGACUACAUCAAGCAGAUUGGGCAGGUGGGUGGCAAGGCCAGCCUGCGCUUCCUGAAUGUCCCUGAGGAGAAGUGCGAGAACGUGGAGCGCGUGGUGCACCGGAUUUUGGCAGAGAAGAUGGGCUUCUCAGAGACGCAGAACACAGUGAAGGUCGAGUUCGCCCACCGGGUGGGACCGCAGAGGGACUGCCCCAACGCCAAGCCCCGGCCCAUCCUGGCCUACUUUGAGACCCCGCAGCAGAGGGACCUGGUCCUGAAGAAGUCCUACAAGCUCAAAGGGACUGGCAUCAGCGUCUCGACGGACCUGCUGUCUUCUCAUGAGGUGAGAGAGAAGAAGGAGAGGAGCCUGCCUUCCUCGCAGACGUACGAGAGCAUGGAUAUGAAGCCGCCGGCUGCGGAGGGGAGAGCCAAGAAGCAUGCCUGGGAGUCCCCCGACAGCAGCAGCGACAGAGAACUGGAGCCCGAUAUCAACCGGAACAGUUACGCAAAGAUCUCCAAGUCGGCCCCGCAGAUGAAGAGGAGCCCCACCAAGGUGAGAGAGGCGUCGCUAAACGCCGGAGCCCUCCAGGGAGUCGCAGACGUCAGCAAGUUUCCGACUCACAUUGUCCACAAUGAAGCAUCGCCCGCAACGGAGGACUUGCCCAAGGAGCAACUGGGCACCAGCUACGCCACCAUGACCCCCCUCUGGCAGUCCCAGAGCGACUUCUGCACCCUCAAGCUCAGUCGCUCCGAGUCGGACUUCUCCAAACUCUGCCAGUCCUACUCGGAAGACUUUUCGGAGAACCCGUACUUCAGCCGGACCAACGGCAGCUCGCUCUUGUCUUCCUCCGACCGGGAGCUCUGGCAGAGGACGCACGACGACAGCUCCGCCUGGCACCGCAGUUCGCAGGAGCAGGCCUUUGGCCAAGAAGAGCCCUUCUACCGAGCUGAGGACGAAGCAGACAAUGCCGAAGCCAUGGAUAGUGGCGUCAGCAACGGCCUGCUGUGCGCCUCUGGGGACCGGAGCCAUUACAGCAACUCCCAGGUCUCCUUGGAGGAGGGGGACCUUUCGCCCUGGACGGAGUGGAACCAGCUGGAACAAGACACAGACCUGGGCUUGGACUCCUCCACUCAAGAUGCCUUCACCUACGACCUGAGCAGCUCUUCCGACCAACAGCUAGACUAUGGCCAGAUCUCUGAGGCUCAGUACGACGAUGCGGAAGGCAACGACUUUGCCCUGGACGGUCACUCUCCUUCCGGACAGGAUCUCAGCGGCGAGGCGCAGGACCCGUGGCCCCUCCAGUACAGCGACUAUCCGGAGAGCAACGCCAACACUCUGUACCAGAACCAGAACCGCCCACCCAUCAUGUACCGCAGCCAAAGUGAACUGCCGAGCGACAACACCUCCCUUGAGGAGGUGCCCCCUAAAUCCUGGCACAGCCGGCUGAGCAUCGACCUGUCCGACAAGACGUUCAGCUUCCCUAAAUUCGGGAACACCUUGCAGCGGGCACGGUCUGCGUUGGAGGUGGUCUGGAACAAGAGCACGCAGAGCCUCAGCGGCGGAGAGGAGAACAGCUCCUCGUUCAUGGGGCGCUUCCGGACUUUGUCCCAGUCGACGGCCAACGAGUCGAGCACCACCUUGGAUUCGGAUGUUUACACCGAGCCCUACUACUACAAGGCCGAGGAGGAGGAGGAAGCAGCAUACAGCGAGCCUGUUGCUGAGAACGAGACGGACUACGUGGAGGUCAUGGAGCAAGUUCUGGCCAAGUUGGAGAACCGGACGGGGGCCCAGGAGGCGGAAGGAGAGCCGGCGCCGGAACAGACGCCAGAGGAGACACCAGAGGAGACGCCCUACGAGAGCCCACACGACAGCCUCCCCAGUGCCACCCCCGAAGGGCCUUUCCCCAUUGAGGAGGAGGAGUUGGAGGAAGAAGUCUUGGAGUAUGUGGUCCAUUCCCCCCUCGAGGCGGAAGUGGAAGAAGUGCACGAGGAUGAGAACCGGAAUCUCCCCGAAGUCCCUAUUCCGGCGCCAGUGAAGAAGAAAGUGCGCCCGUCUUUCAAAGAGGCUGCACUGAGGGCCUACAAGAAACAGAUGAGUGAGCUGGAGGAGAAGAUCCUGGCUGGAGACAGCAGUUCUGUGGAUGAAAAGGCCCGCAUUGUCUCUGGCGGACCCCUCCAGGCCUCCAAGCUCGCCAUCCAGGCUUUUGCUGGCCCAAACAGCGCUCUGUACGGGAUCGACAGCAUGCCGGACCUGCGGCGCAAGAAGUCCUUCCCCAUCGUCCGGGACGUGAAGACGCUGGCUGCCCGGAAGUCCGGCAUCUCGCUGGCCAUGCUCAUCCGGACCUCCGUCAACAAUGAGGAGAUGAAAAUGCACGUGUUCAAGAAGACGCUGCAGGCGCUGAUCUACCCGAUGUCCUCCACCACCCCGCACUACUUCGAGGUCUGGACGGCCACGGCCCCCACCUACUGCUACGAGUGCGAGGGGCUGCUCUGGGGCAUUGCCCGGCAAGGCAUGCGCUGCACCGAGUGCGGGGUCAAGUGCCACGAGAAGUGCCAGGACCUGCUCAACGCAGACUGCUUGCAGAGGGCUGCCGAGAAGAGCUCCAAGCACGGGGCAGAGGACAAGACCCAGAACAUCAUUGCGGCCAUGAAGGACCAGAUGAAGGUCCGGGAGAAGAACCACCCGGAGGUCUUUGAGCUGAUCUGGGAGACCUUCCAGAUCCCCAAGGAGGACAUCUCCCAGCACCUGAAGGCAGCCAAGCAGAGCGUCCUGGAGGGGACCUCCAAGUGGUCGGCCAAGAUCACCAUCACGGUGGUGUGUGCCCAGGGCCUGCAGGCCAAGGACAAGACGGGCUCCAGCGACCCCUACGUCACGGUGCAGGUGGGCAAGACCAAGCGCAGGACCAAGACCAUCUUCGGGAACCUGAACCCCACCUGGGAGGAGAAGUUCUUCUUCGAGUGCCACAACUCCACCGACCGCAUCAAGGUCCGGGUCUGGGACGAGGACGACGACAUCAAGUCCCGGGUGAAGCAGCACUUCAAGCGGGAAUCGGACGACUUCCUGGGGCAGACCAUCAUCGAAGUGCGGACGCUGAGCGGAGAGAUGGACGUCUGGUACAACCUCGACAAGCGCACGGACAAGUCUGCCGUGUCGGGGGCCAUCCGGCUGAAGCUCAACGUGGAGAUCAAAGGGGAGGAGAAGGUCUCGCCGUAUCAUAUCCAGUACACCUGCCUCCACGAGAGCCUCUUCCACCACCUGACGGAGGUGAAGUCUGGCGGGGCAGUGCAGAUCCCGUCCGUCAAAGGGGACGACGCCUGGAAGGUCUACUUUGAGGACACUGCUCAGGAGAUCGUGGACGAGUUUGCCAUGCGCUACGGGAUCGAGUACAUCUACCAGGCCAUGACGCACUUCUCCUGCCUCUCCUCCAAGUACAUGUGUCCGGGGGUCCCAGCCGUCACGAGCACCUUGCUGGCCAACAUCAACGCCUUCUACGCCCACACCACGGCCACCACUAACGUCUCCGCCUCCGACCGCUUUGCGGCCACCAACUUCGGGAGGGAAAAGUUUGUCAAACUGCUGGACCAGCUGCACAAUUCCUUGAGGAUUGACCUCUCCAAGUACAGGGAAAACUUCCCCGCCAGCAGCCCUGAGCGGCUCCAGGACCUGAAGUCCACCGUGGAUCUGCUGACGAGCAUCACGUUCUUCCGCCUGAAGGUGCUGGAGCUGCAGAGCCCCCCCAGGGCCAGCGCCGUGGUCAAGGACUGCGUCCGCGCCUGCCUGGACUCCACCUACAGGUACAUCUUCGACAACUGCUACGAACUCUACGCUCAGCUCAUGGACCAGGGCAAGAAGCCAGAGGUGUCGCGGGAGGAACAGGGCCCCACCAUCCAGAACCUGGACUUCUGGACGCAGCUCAUCACCCUCAUGGUCACCAUCAUCGACGAGGACCGGACAGCCUACACACCCGUCUUGAACCAGUUCCCCCAGGAGCUGAACAUGGGCAGGGUCAGCGCGGAGAUCAUGUGGGGCCUCUUUGCCCAGGACAUGAAGUACGCGCUGGAAGAGCAUGAAAAGCAGCGGUUAUGCAAGAGCACCGAUUAUAUGAAUUUGCACUUCAAAGUGAAGUGGUUUUAUAAUGAAUACGUGAGAGAGAUCCCCUCCUUCCGGGACUCGGUGCCCGAAUACUCCCUGUGGUUUGAGCCCUUUGUCAUGCAGUGGCUGGACGAGAAUGAGGACGUCUCCAUGGAGUUCCUCCACGGCGCUUUGGGGCGGGACAAGAAGGACGGGUUCCAGCAGACCUCUGACCACGCGCUCUUCUCCUGCUCCGUGGUGGACGUCUUCACGCAGCUCAACCAGAGCUUCGAGAUCAUCCGGAAGCUGGAGUGCCCCAACCCGGAGGCCCUCUCCCACCUCAUGAGGAGGUUUGCCAAGACCAUCCACAAAGUGCUCACUCAAUACGCCGUCAUCGUCACGAACGACUUCAGCUCUUACUGUGACAGAGAAAACCUGCCCUGCAUCCUGAUGAACAACAUCCAGCAACUGCGGGUCCAGCUGGAGAAGAUGUUUGAAGCCAUGGGGGGCAAGGAGAAGCAAGAAGGAGAGCGGUUUUCUUAUGAGCUGGACCCCGAGGCCAGCUCCGCCCUCAAGGACCUGCAGGCCAAGCUCAGCGGCGUCCUGGACGACCUCAGCGUCAUCUACGGAGACAGUUUCCAGCCGGUGGUCGGGGAGUGCGUGAGGCAGAUGGCGGCCGAGCUGAACCAGCUGAAGGCGGAGAACAACAAGGGCAACUGCGUGGUGGAAGCCGAGAUCGUCCUGCGACCGCUGAUGGACUUCCUUGACAAAACGUUAAGCGCCUCGGCCAAAAUCUGCGAGAAGACGGUGCUCAAGCGGGUCUUGAAGGAGCUCUGGAAGCUGGUGCUGAACACCAUCGAGAAGCAGAUCGUCCUCCCGCCCUUGACCGACCAAACCGGGCCUCCCAUGCUUCUCAGCGCAGCCAAAGACUUCGGCCAGCUCUCCAAGCUGAAGGACCACGUCAUCCGGGAAGACACCAAGAGCCUGUCGCUGAGGCAGUGUGCCGUCAUGGACGUGGUCCUGGCCACCAUUAAGCAAUACUUCCAUGCCGGAGGGAGCGGCCUGAAGAAGACCUUCCUGGAGAAGAGCCCCGACAUGCAGUCGCUCAAGUACGCCCUCAACCUCUACACGCAGACCACCGACGUCCUGAUCACCAAGUUCAUCGACACCCAGGCGACGCAAAAUCAAGGGACAGAGAAGCCGGUGGGGGAGAUCAACGUCCAGCUGGAGGUCGUUCCGCAGCCCGGGACCGGAGAGCACAAAGUGACCAUCAAAGUGAUCGCCAUCAACAAGCUGCAGUGGCAGACGAGCAACAUGUUCCGCCCCUUCGUGGAGGUCUUCCUCCUGGGCCCCAGCCUGAGCGACAAGCGCCGGAGGCACGGCACCAAGACCAAGAGCAACACCUGGUCGCCCAAGUACAACGAGACCUUCCAGUUCGUGGUGGGCAAGGAGGAGCGCCCGGGGGCCUACGAGGUGCACCUGGUGGUGAAGGACUACUGCUUCGCCCGCGAGGACCGCGUCAUCGGCAUGGCCGUCUUCCAGCUGCGCAGCCUGGCGGCCGAGAGGGGCCCCAGCGCGGCCUGGCACCCCUUGCGCCGGAGCCUCCGCACGGACGAGACCGGCCUGACCAUCCUGCGCAUCCUCUCCCAGAGGACCCACGACGACGUGGCCAAGGAGUUCGUCCGGCUCAAGACGGAGACGCGGUCCCCGGAAGAAACCGCCUGAGACGAGAGGAGAGGAGAGGGAGGGGCCUCCGUCGGCCCGCCUGACCGUAUGUCCGUCCGUCCGUCUGCCCGUCCGACCCAUGCAUGCGUGUGCCAGUCCGCUGUGGGAAUGUUUACCUCGCUCUGUCUCUUGUGUUUAUGCCGGAAACGUAAAAAAAAAAAGCGCUCUUUUCUCGCGGCCUUUUUUCGGGAGGGCCCUUGAAAAAAAUAACGAGUCUUGUUGUCUCAAACAAAGUGCCAAAACUGCCGCCGGCGGCGGAAGCAGCGGGCAAGCGAGCGAAUGAGCGAGCGGGCCUCUUGGCGCCGUCCGGAAGUGUUGCUUUUGUGUCGCGUCGUCCUCCCUCCGUCCCGUCCCGUCCCGUCCACUUGCCCGCCUUUGUCGUGGGGUCGCGUCGUCCCGCUCCGGACGGCGCUCCAUUUUAUGCAAGCUCCAUUCGAACCUUCGCUCCCCAGGUGAAGAAGAAGAAGAAGAAAAAAAGGUCUUUUUCUACCAUAUCUUAACAGGUGCAGUUCCUUCCGGAAGGGGAAAAAAAGGGUUUGUAAUUUUAUAAAUUGCCAAAACAGUUUUUUGCAUACAAACUUUAACAGAAAAAUAAGAGAGAGGAGGCGGAAGUGUUUUGUGCAGACCUUAGUUUUGCCCCCAAAACCUCUCAUCUCUUUAUCACUGUGAAGUAGAAUCCCCCCACUGUCAGCCCCAUUGGAGGGUCACGUCGCGCCCCCAAACUGCCAAGCGGACCCCCAUUACGGAGGCAAUAGGAAGCCCCGGUCCCCCAUUGAGGGCCAGCAGAAGCAAGGGGGUCGGUGGCCUCUUCCAGUGAAGUCAAUGGGGGCCAAAGGGGUCCCCAAGCAACGGAGGAGGAGGAGGAGGCAAAUAAUGGGGUCGGGGUCUCCAGAGGAAGGGCAAAGGGGUCACUGGCUCAGGGUUUCCUCCAGGAGGGGGUCUCUCUCUUUCUCUCUCCUUUGGGCAGGAAAAUGGGGUCCCGCCCCGUCCCCCCAAUAGGCCUCUAUGGGUCACAAGGGGCCCUUGGUGGUGCCAAUGCUGCGUCUGGACAAUACAGGGUUAAUGGAAAGCAUGGAGUAGGUCAAUGGGGAGGGGGCUCCCGUCCGGAGACCCCUCCUCCCCAAGGAAUGAUAUUUUCUCUUUUCUUUUUCGUUUUGGUGCGGUUUGACAUUUGCCAUCCUUCGCUGGGAAACGGGGCCUCGGUUCAGUGCUUUAUUUCUUACUUUUCGUUUUUCAUACAAACGUUCGGAAGGUUUCUACUUAUGCAACAUGCCUGUGUCCUGCACUGAGGCAACAAAAAACAAAACAAAACAAUAAAACAAAUUGAAAAUAUAACCUCCAUGUGCUGUAAAUACCUUUCAUGAGAAAUUGUACAAUAAAGCAAGAGGAAACUGC
Anolis carolinensis (green anole) is the source of this 8527-nucleotide messenger RNA. RefSeq names its product unc-13 homolog C (gene unc13c). The transcript is spliced from 34 exons. Gene Ontology annotation, molecular function: calmodulin binding; diacylglycerol binding; phospholipid binding. Gene Ontology annotation, biological process: synaptic transmission, glutamatergic; dense core granule priming; neuromuscular junction development. The record is from RefSeq and is a predicted model, not a curated record. The coding region runs from base 446 to 7132 and encodes 2228 amino acids. Lineage: Eukaryota; Metazoa; Chordata; Lepidosauria; Squamata; Anolidae. Gene Ontology annotation, cellular component: synaptic vesicle membrane; neuromuscular junction; plasma membrane.